GGGUGGGUGCCCAGCGUGCUGCUGCCGAGGCGGGGGAGCCACCGCGGGGGUGUCACCCCUGUGCUGUCCCCCCUCACCCCAGCCCAAGAGCAGCGGGUGGCCGGCGUGGAGCGCCGGGUUGGGUCGGAGCCGGGGACACGCGCGCGCGGACACGCGUGCACGGGGAUGCUGGCGCUGUCACUCAGCCGCAUCCCUCCCUCCCUCCCUCCCUCCCUCCCUCCCUCCCUCCCUCCCGCAGCAGCGGGCAUGGUGUGCUGCAGAGCCGCGGGUCAGCCGCCCGCAGCCUCCACUUCUCCACGCUGAGAUCCCCGAGGAGAAGAAAAUAAAAUUUAAAAAAAAUAAAAAAAUAAAAAAAAAGGGGAGGAAAAAAAGGCUUUUCAGGCUUUCCCACAGCACGGCGGCGUUGGAGCAGCUCCCGGGAUCAAACAGGGAUAAGGCCAGGGCGUGAUGGAGCUGCGGCGCGGGAGGAGGAUGCUGAAGGACCAGCUCCGCUCUCGCCUCCUCCUCCUCCUCCUCCUCGCCGUGGCCUGGCUCUGGCUGCCGGCCGAGGGGCGGCGGCCCCCCCGGCCUCCCCCGUGCCCCCCGAGCUGCUCCUGCACCCGGGACACGGCUUUCUGCGUGGACUCCAAGGCUGUGCCCAAGAACCUGCCCCCCGAGGUCAUCUCGCUGACGAUGGUGAACGCGGCCUUCACGGAGAUCCGGGAGGCGGCUUUCGCCCACAUCCCCUCCCUGCAGUUCCUCCUCCUCAACUCCAACAAGUUCACGCUGAUCGGGGACAACGCCUUCGCCGGGCUGUCGCACCUGCAGUACCUGUUCAUUGAGAACAACGACAUCCAGGCGCUCUCAAAAGCCACUUUCCGCGGGCUCAAGUCGCUGACACACCUGUCCUUGGCCAACAACAACCUGCAGACGCUGCCACGGGACCUCUUCAAGCCGCUGGACAUCCUGAGUGACCUGGACCUCCGUGGCAACACGCUGGCCUGUGACUGCAAGAUCAAGUGGCUGGUGGAGUGGCUGGAGAGCACCAACACCACGGUCCCCGCCGUCUUCUGCAGCAGCCCCGCGCAGUUCGAGGGACAGCGGAUCCGGGACCUGGCGCUCGGUGACUUCCAGUGCAUCACCACGGAUUUCGUGAUGCACCAGGUCCUGCCCUUCCAGGCGGUGUCAGCCGAGCCCUUCACCUACGCCAGCGAUCUGUACGUGGCGCUGGCGCAGCCCAGCGCCAGCAGCUGCUCCAUCCUCAAGUGGGACUACGUGGAGCGCAAACUCCGGGACUUCGACCGCAUCCCUGCUCACUCGGCCGUGCACUGCAAGCCCAUCGUGGCUCAGGAGCAGCUCUACGUGGUGGUGGCGCAGCUUUUCGGCGGCUCCUACAUCUACCGCUGGGACACGGCCGUGGACAAGUUCAUCAAGAUCCAGGACAUCGACAGCCAGAAGAUCCGCAAGCCCAACGACAUCGAGGCCUUCCAGAUCGAGGGCGACUGGUACUUCGUCAUCGCCGACAGCUCCAAGGCGGGCUCCACCAGCCUCUACCGCCUCAACCAGAAUGGGUUUUACUCCCACCAAGCCCUCCACGCCUGGCACCGCGACACGGACGUGGAGUACGUGGAGAACGACGGCAAACCGCGGCUGAUCAUCUCCAGCAGCUCGCAGGCGCCCGUCAUCUACCAGUGGAGCCGGGCUCAGAAGCAGUUCGUGCCGCAGGGCGAGGUGGGCGAGGUGCUGGACGUGCAGAUGGUCAAACACUUCAGGGCCAAGCGGGAGCAGUUCCUGUGCCUCAGCCGCUACAUCGGCGACUCCAAGGUGGUGCGCUGGGAGGGGCAGCGCUUCGUGGAGGUGCAGACGCUGCCGUCGCGGGGCUCCAUGGUGCUGCAGCCCUUCGCCGUGGGCCGCCGCCUGUACCUGGCGCUGGGCAGCGACUUCUCCUUCACCCACGUCUACCUGUGGGAGGAGGAGAAGCAGAAGUUCGCCAAGUUCCAGGAGCUGUCGGUGCAGGCGCCGCGGGCGUUCCGGGCGGUGCCGGCGGCCGACGUGCAGCUGCUGCUGGCUCCCAGCUUCAAGGCCAACACGCUGGUGUAUCGGCACGUGGUGGUGGACCUCAGCCUGUAGCCGGCACCCAAAAAAAGCCGCGUGCAUGUGCCCACCACCCCUUGCCCCCCACCCCCCCGUCCCAGCCCUCCACCUCCACCCAGCCCCACGGUGCCUCGGUUUCCCCCCGGUGUCGCCCUGUGGGGUGCAGAGAAGGAGGGUGGGACACGCCUUGCCCCGCUGAGCUGCACCCCUGGGGGGGUGGAGAGGGUUUUGGGGGGGGGUCUUUGUUCAGUUUGGGCCGUGGGAUGGGAGCUGGUGGGGAAGGAAAGGAGGGGGGACAGCAGUGGGGGUGUGGCAGGAGGGGUGGGGGGUUCCCGGGAUGCUGGGGGGAUUUGGGAUGCUCCAAAGGGGAUGGGAUGGGGUGGGGGUGCCCUGAGGAGGAUGGGGUGCUCCAAAGUGGAUGGGAUGCUGAGGAUGAUGAUGGGAUGCUCUGAGGUGGAUGGGGAUGGGAUGCUGAGGAUGAUGAUGGGAUGCUCCGAGGUAGAUGGGAUGCUCAGGAUGGUGAUGGGAUGCUCUGAGGUGGAUGGGGAUGGGAUGCUGAGGAUGAUGAGGAUGGGAUGCUCCAAGGCCAGUGGAAUGCUCCAAGGCGGAUGGAAAUGAGAUGCCCUGAGGAUGAUGGGGUUCUCCAGGAUGCUCCCAGAUGGAUGCAGAUGGGAUUUAGGGUGCCCCGAGGACAACGGGAUGCACAGGAUGCUGCGAGAUGGACGAAAAUGAGAUGCCCUGAGGGUGAUGGGAUGCUCCAGAAUGCUCUGAGGUGGAUGGAAACGGGAUGUGGGAUGCCCUGAGGACGAUGGGAUGCUCAGGAUGCUCCCAGGUGGAUGCAGACACGAUGCCCUGAGGACGAUGGGAUGCUCAGGAUGCUCCCAGGUGGAUCCAGACACGAUGCCCUGAGGAUGAUGGGGUGCUCAGGAUGCUCCCAGGUGGAUGAAAAUGAGAUGCCCUGAGGGCUCCACGCUCGAGGCCAGCAGCUCCCGUCCCUCUCCGUGCAUGCCCAGCAGCUCCCCGUGCCCAUGGCCGCGCUGCCAGCGGGGUGUCCGUGCCCACCAACCCCCCAAUAAACACACUGUGACCCCCAGCCCUGCCCGUGUGUCCUUCCAGCCCGCUC
Messenger RNA from Oenanthe melanoleuca, 3196 nucleotides. It is a transcript of the gene LGI3, whose product is annotated as leucine rich repeat LGI family member 3. The record is from RefSeq and is a predicted model, not a curated record. Bases 448 to 2109 code for a protein of 553 amino acids. Gene Ontology annotation, biological process: regulation of exocytosis. NCBI's taxonomy places the organism in Eukaryota, Metazoa, Chordata, Aves, Passeriformes, Muscicapidae. Gene Ontology annotation, cellular component: synaptic vesicle. The transcript has 8 exons. Gene Ontology annotation, molecular function: protein binding.